GUUUUACACUAUCCUCUCGCUUAACACUAUAAAGAAGGAUUCAAUAGAAUUAAGAAAAUGUCGAAUAUAUAUCAUCUUCUAUACAUUGUUUUUUGAUAUUUUUUUUUUACAAUUACCUUAUGUGGGGUUUCCCUGGCUUAUCAUUAUGAAUAACAAGCUUAGGCAUUUAUUAACAGCUUUCUUCAAUUGUAUUUAUGAAAAGAAGAAUAAGGCAAUUGACAAACAAACACAUAAAUAUAGGAUUUCAAUAAUUUGUCUCCAAGAUACUGUUGUAUAUUCAUUAUUAUUACACAUCCUAUUUGCUGCUCCACAUUUUUUUUUUACAGUGAAAAAGGGCAUUUUUUUCUUUUAUAUAUACAUUUUUACAGUGUUUGUAUUUAAGGACCCUCAGAAUAUCAUUUGAAAUAGUGUUAGUAGCUAUACUCUAUUGAGG
Messenger RNA from Cokeromyces recurvatus, 433 nucleotides. RefSeq lists its product as uncharacterized. The record is from RefSeq and is a predicted model, not a curated record. The coding region runs from base 146 to 403 and encodes 85 amino acids. NCBI's taxonomy places the organism in Eukaryota, Fungi, Mucoromycota, Mucoromycetes, Mucorales, Mucoraceae. The transcript has a single exon.